Aspergillus calidoustus is the source of this 819-nucleotide messenger RNA. The record is from the annotation of a GenBank genome assembly. Lineage: Eukaryota; Fungi; Ascomycota; Eurotiomycetes; Eurotiales; Aspergillaceae.
AUGCUCAUAAUCGGCCUAACAGGCUCAAUAGCCACCGGCAAAUCCACCGUCUCCAACCUCCUCUCCUCUCCCCCCUACUCCCUCCCGAUAAUCGACGCCGACCAGCUCGCCCGCCGCGUCGUCGAACCCGGGACAAAGGGCUACAAUGCCAUCGUCAGCUACUUUGGCCCGAGCACACCAGACCUCCUCCUCCCAGCGUCCCCCAAGGACCCCCCGAACCGCCCCCGCCCACUGAACCGCCCCGCACUCGGGAAGCGUGUCUUUGGCGACUCCGAGGCCCUCAAGCGCGAUCGCAUGGUCCUGAAUAAAAUCGUGCACCCGGCCGUACGGUGGGAGGUCUACAAGGCGCUGAUGUACUACUAUGUGCGCGGCCACUGGGCGGUUGUUCUCGACGUGCCGCUGCUCUUUGAGAGUGGGAUGGAUCUGAUCUGCGGGACUGUGAUUGUUGUUGGGGUUAGUGAUCCGAGUGUGCAGAUGGCGAGGCUGCGCGCGCGCGAUGCGCAUCUCUCUGCGGAGGAUGCGGAGAACCGGGUCAAGAGUCAGGGGGAUGUCAAGGGGAAGGUGGAGAAGGCCGAGUUCCGGGGCACGGCUGAUGCGCGCGGGGUGAUUGUGUGGAAUGAUGGAGAUAGAGGACAGCUAGAACAGGAGGUUGCGCGGGCGAUUUCAAAAAUCCAGGGAAGUAGUCCGCAGUGGUGGGCGUGGUGUUUGCUUGUUGCGCCGCCGCUGGGGGUUAGUGUGAUGGCGUGGAAUCUGCUGGUGAAUUUUUCGACGAGAAGAAGGUGGGAGAAGAAGGUGGAGAGGGAGAGGGCGAAUUUGUGA